AUGGCCAUCGUCACCAUCACCAUCAUUAUCAGCAUCAUUACUAUCAUCAUCAACAUUAUGGCCAUCAUCACCAUCAUCACCAUCACCAUCAUUAUCAGCAUCAUUACUAUCAUCAUCAACAUUACACUGGGCGGUGGCCCAAACUGGGGUGUCAAUAUAGUCAUCAACCAGCCCCUUCGGGCCCCCAACAAAAUGAACCCUCUUGACCUCUUGGAGCAUGGAGCUGACCUGAUGGGCCACAUCUCGCCCGUGUCCACUCCGCUGGGCCAAGGCCGGGUCAAUCAGCUCGGUGGCGUCUUCAUCAACGGGCGACCCCUGCCCAACCACAUCCGCCACAAGAUCGUGGAGAUGGCCCACCACGGCAUCAGGCCCUGCGUCAUCUCCCGCCAGCUGCGCGUCUCCCACGGCUGCGUCUCCAAGAUCCUCUGCCGCUACCAGGAGACCGGGUCCAUCCGGCCCGGGGCCAUCGGAGGCAGCAAGCCCAGAGUGGCGACCCCGGAUGUGGAGAAAAAGAUUGAGGAGUACAAGCGGGAAAACCCGGGCAUGUUCAGCUGGGAGAUCCGGGACCGGCUGCUCAAGGACGGGCACUGCAACCGCAGCACCGUGCCCUCAGUGAGUUCGAUUAGCCGUGUGCUCAGAAUCAAGUUCGGGAAGAAAGAGGAGGACGACGAAGGGGACAAGAAAGAAGACGAUGGAGAGAAGAAAGCCAAACACAGCAUUGAUGGCAUCCUGGGCGACAAAGGGAACCGGCUGGACGAGGGCUCAGACGUGGAGUCGGAACCGGACCUCCCUCUGAAGCGCAAGCAGCGCCGCAGUCGGACCACGUUCACGGCGGAGCAGCUGGAAGAGCUGGAGAAGGCCUUCGAGAGGACGCACUACCCAGACAUCUACACCCGCGAGGAGCUGGCACAGAGGACCAAGCUGACUGAGGCGCGCGUCCAGGUCUGGUUCAGUAACCGCCGUGCGCGUUGGCGUAAGCAGGCAGGAGCCAAUCAGCUGGCAGCGUUCAACCACCUUCUGCCCGGGGGCUUUCCGCCCACCGGCAUGCCCACGCUGCCCCCCUACCAGCUGCCGGAUUCCACCUACCCCACCACCACCAUCUCCCAAGAUGGGGGCAGCACCGUGCACCGGCCCCAGCCCCUCCCGCCGUCCACCAUGCACCAGGGGGGGCUGGCUGUGGCCGCCGCAGCCGCAGACACCAGCUCCGCCUAUGGAGCCCGCCACAGCUUCUCCAGCUACUCCGACAGCUUCAUGAACGCAGCGUCGCCCUCCAACCACAUGAACCCCGUCAGCAACGGCCUGUCUCCUCAGGUGAUGAGCAUUCUGAGCAACCCCAGCGCGGUGCCGCCACAGCCGCAGGCCGACUUCUCCAUCUCCCCGCUGCACGGCGGCCUGGACUCGGCCUCCUCCAUCUCGGCCAGCUGCAGCCAGCGGGCGGACUCCAUCAAGCCAGGGGACAGCCUGCCCACCUCCCAGUCCUACUGCCCACCCACCUACAGCACCACCGGCUACAGCGUGGACCCCGUGGCUGGCUACCAGUACGGCCAGUACGGCCAGACUGCUGUUGAUUACCUGGCCAAAAACGUGAGCCUCUCCACACAGCGCCGCAUGAAGCUCGGGGAGCACUCUGCUGUGCUGGGACUCCUGCCCGUGGAGACCGGCCAAGCCUACUAGGGCCCCUGGGGCGACUUGCCCCAGCCCAAGGCCCAGCUUCACCCUUACUGGUCCCUGAACCUCCCAGCCUCAGUCCCCUCAUUGCCCUGGGGUCCCAGGAAGCCAGGAAAGGAGCCCAUUCCCUUGUGAUAGCCAGCCCUCUGGAGGCGUGCAGCCAGCCUCGCAUGCACCUGUGCUGGGGGCCUAGCGUGACCCCCACCUCGGCGUCUGCCCCUUUACUUUGUCCCCAGGGGGGUUCCUGGUCAGCCCACAGCCUUGUCCCAGUCAAACCCUGUCACUGUGGGGCCCCUGUGCCAUCUGAGGCCCAGAGAUGGAGGCUCGCCCUGCAUAGGGCACCAUGAGCACCCAGAGGAGGGUGGGGUCUGGGAUGAGGGCCGGUGGGUACCCUGGCCGGAGGUGGAGGAGCUCACGGCCACUCUCCGCUGGAAGUGCUGGGAGCCAGACCCUCCAGGUGGGUCUCUGGCCCAGGGUCAGAACCCCAGCCCAUCCCUCCUCUGGGUGAUGCGACUCCAGCAGAGAGGGAACCCAGCCCUGGGUUUUCCCAGGGGAAUUGCCCAGGAAGUCUGACUUUGGGUUCCUCCCCGCACACCUCGCUUGGGUGUCAGGGGGAAUCUAGCCCAAGCAGGGAGAUUGGGAAAACCAGGAAGAGACUUAACCAGGGGUGUGGCCAUAUGAGUAUGGGUCAGCAGCGACCAGCCCAAGAUACAAGGCACCAGUGAGGCAGCCAGAAGCAGCCGGCUCUUCUACUGAAGCCCAAGUUCCCACUGUGCCACCCCACGUGGGGCCUGGGGAGCCUGAGUUUUCCCAU
Molecule: messenger RNA, 2482 nt
Organism: Myotis brandtii (Brandt's bat)
Lineage: Eukaryota; Metazoa; Chordata; Mammalia; Chiroptera; Vespertilionidae
Gene: PAX7
Product: paired box 7
Exons: 10
Coding region: 1-1674 (557 amino acids)
Biological process (GO): regulation of transcription by RNA polymerase II; anatomical structure development
Molecular function (GO): RNA polymerase II cis-regulatory region sequence-specific DNA binding; DNA-binding transcription factor activity, RNA polymerase II-specific
Source: RefSeq, a predicted model, not a curated record